Molecule: messenger RNA, 1442 nt
Organism: Raphanus sativus (radish)
Lineage: Eukaryota; Viridiplantae; Streptophyta; Magnoliopsida; Brassicales; Brassicaceae
Product: chaperone protein dnaJ 49
Exons: 1
Coding region: 123-1196 (357 amino acids)
Biological process (GO): cellular response to misfolded protein
Cellular component (GO): endoplasmic reticulum membrane
Molecular function (GO): Hsp70 protein binding
Source: RefSeq, a predicted model, not a curated record
AAGCUGUCCGUCCCUGUGGAAGAGGGAAAGCAAAGUCUGAUUCCUCACAAUCUCAGAUGAGCUCCGAUCGGUGAGCGUGAAACCCUAAUCCCUCAUCCGUAAUCUGUCUUCACCGUUGGGAUAUGGAUGGUAACAAAGACGACGCGUUGAAAUGCCUCAAAAUCGGCAAGGACGCGAUGGGAGCAGGGGACCGAUCACGCGCCUCCAAGUUCCUCGAGAAAGCUCGUCGUCUCGAUCCGUCUCUCCCGAUCGACGAUCUCCUCUCGGAUCUAAACAAGCAGACGGCGGAGGAGGAUUCCCCCGGAUCCGCCGCCGGCGAGUCGUCUCCUAAGCCGCCGUCUCUUCGUCAACGCGGAUCCUCCUCAUCCGCCGCGGCGGGAUCUUCGUCGGCCUCUUUCACGGAGGAGCAGCGAGCGAUCGUGAGGGAGAUCAAGUCGAAGAAGGACUACUACGAGAUCCUCGGACUGGGGAGAACGUGCUCAGUCGAAGACAUGAGGAAAGCGUAUCGGAAGCUCUCUCUGAAGGUUCAUCCCGAUAAGAACAAAGCUCCCGGCUCCGAAGAAGCGUUCAAAUCCGUCUCCAAGGCGUUCCAGUGCCUAAGCGACGACGGCGCUAGGAGAAAGUACGACGUCUCCGGCUCCGACGAGCCUUCCUAUCAAUCGAGGAGACAUCAUCAGCAUCACAACGGCGGGUUCAACGGUUACUACGACGACGAGUUCGACGCCGACGAGAUCUUCAGAAGCUUCUUCGGCGCAGGGAUGGCUCCCGCCGCUACUCAGUUCCGUUCAUUCAACUUCGGUGGUGGUAAUAGAGCGGCUAAUCAUCAGGCCUCUGAUGCUACAGGGUUCAACCCUCGCGUCCUCCUCCAGUUGCUUCCCGUGGUGUUCAUACUGCUGCUCAACUUCUUGCCGUCUCCUCAACCGAUCUACUCGCUCUCCGCGUCGUACCAGUACGAGCACAAGUUCACCACGCAUAGAGGGGUCAAUUACUUUGUGAGAUCGGCUAAGUUCGAGCAGGAGUACCCUAUAAACAGCCUCGAGAGACAGAGGGUUGAGGCGCAGGUGGACAGAGAUUACUUGUCUAUACUGGGACAGAAUUGUAGGUACGAGCUUCAGAGACAACAGUGGGGGUAUGUUCGUGAGACGCCUCAUUGUGACAUGAUGAGGAGGUUUGAUUCAGCUUCUGCUGCUGCAUAAAACCCCCCACUCCAAGUUAGUAUAUUCAACUUUUGGUUUUGACCAUUCAGAUGUUACUUACUAUUUUGUUGAUGUCCCUCAGUUACUAUUUUGUUGAUGUACCUCAGUGAGUUUGAUUCCCCAAAGUCCCAAACUUCUUAAUAUACAUUGAUUACUGGUUCUAUGUAUGAUGUUUAGUACUAAACAUUGUUCAUGUGUGAUUAUUUCUAUUUGGAAUAAGACUUGUUUUUGGCUCCUGCCCUGCAA